Messenger RNA from Daucus carota subsp. sativus, 1836 nucleotides. RefSeq lists its product as uncharacterized. The transcript has a single exon. The record is from RefSeq and is a predicted model, not a curated record. Gene Ontology annotation, molecular function: nucleic acid binding; zinc ion binding. Lineage: Eukaryota; Viridiplantae; Streptophyta; Magnoliopsida; Apiales; Apiaceae. The coding region runs from base 1 to 1836 and encodes 611 amino acids.
AUGGCUUUGAAGCCCAUCUUAAUCGAUGAAGAUGAAAACGACGAAGAGUUGAACGAAGAACUCCAAAAUCUCGACGAAAGUGAGAUAGCUCUUUUAACGAGACAACUCCGUCGUGUACUACAAAGUAAAGCUCAACGGUAUGGAAAAGGCUUCCUUAAAUCGAAUAAUCAACAAAGAGUUUUUAACUCUAACGGAAGGCCAAAUUACUCUCAAAAUUAUACUCCUAACAAUAAGAGUAAUUAUCCUACCACGGGCUAUAACAAGGGCAAAAUCAAUCAAAGUCCAAAUGGUUAUAAUAAUGCCAAUAACAAUGGUACUUACACUCCUCCUAAGCCAAAAGAACAAAAUUCGGAGGAAACACCUAAUGUGUGUUUUGAGUGUAAGCAACCCGGUCACUUUAAACGGGAAUGUCCUAAGCUCUCAAAGGGACGAAUUCUCGUGGCCGAGAAUGGUUGGGAUUUAAGUGAAGAUGAAGAAACUUCGGAAGCUACGGAAGAAGUGGUCAACUUGUGUUUAAUGGCUCUCGAGGAUGAUUCUUCAUCAUCGGACAUCUCCACUUCAAAUGAUGAGGUAAGCUCUCGUACUAAACUUUUACAUAAUAUGCAUCUUUUUAAUGACUCUUCGUUAAACUUGCUAGAUAUGAGUAAAAGUGAUUUGAUUGAUUUGUUGGUUGAAAUGAAUGAAAGAAAUAAUAGUGUAAAUCAACAUACCCUCUCUCGGAUUAGUGAAUUAAAUCUUAAACACGAGGAGGAAGUCUCAUCUUUAUGUGAACAAAACGAUUUCUUGAAAAAUGAAAACAACAAGUAUAAGGAUGUUGUUACAAAGCUAGAAAUCGAAAAUAUAUCCUUAGUUUUGAACACCGAAGAAUUAGAAAACGAGAAGUUACAAUUAAAUGAAAACACUCGUAUGCUUCAUGUUGACUUACUAAACUUAAAAAUUCAAAAUGAGUCAUUGGCUCAAGGUAAGUCAAAUUCGGUUGUUCAAAAGGAUAAUGAUGAAUUGGUUCAUGCCUUAAGUGAAAAAGAUGAAAUAUUCGAGUUGGAAACUCAAAGGCUUAAAGAUGAACACUCCAAGAUCUUAGCUCAAGUUAUGGAUCAAGAAAGGAUUCUUAACGACAAAAUUAAUAUUUUGAGCAAAGAAAAAGAUGAUCUUGAGAGAACACUUCAAAAGUUCACAAAAGGGAAUGAGUUGUUAGAUAAAAUGGUACAUUCGAAAAUAUCAUAUAACCAUGAAGGUUUAGGUUAUGAUAAAAAUGCUCAACCUAAGAAGUUUGUACAAGGAAAGAAACAAACUACUUUUGUUCCCGCAACACCAAAGUAUAAAUGCUCUUAUUGCAAUAAAGAUGGACAUACGGUUGAAUAUUGCAAGAUAAAGAAUGGUGAGAUUAAGGGGAAGUAUAUGUGGGUUCGUAAAGGAACUAAAACAUAUACAAAGGUUGAUCGUUUUGUACCAAAUAACUAUGUUGAUGGCACUCAGAGAAAACCAAAGUUUAGUUAUGUUCAAAAACCCAUUGCUUAUCAAAAUAGAAAUUCGGAGUAUAAGACAUAUACUAAUGGUCAAUCAUCUAGAAGUCAUUUUGUUCCUAGUCAUCGUUUCUAUCCUCAAAAUACCAUGUAUUAUUCAAAUGAUAGAAACAACAUGUAUCAAGGUGGCAACUCUCAAAGAAAUAAUUCGCAAAAACCAAGAUACUAUGAUUACUCUAGGAACAAUGCAUCUAGAAACUCCUAUGUGCCUACUCAUGCUUAUACCAUGCCUAGUUUCUAUAAUACAAAUGUUUAUCAUGAUACUCUAAUCCGAGGACCCUCAAGACAAAAGGGUACCUAUAAAUUCUAUUGA